Eremomyces bilateralis CBS 781.70 is the source of this 759-nucleotide messenger RNA. RefSeq lists its product as uncharacterized. The record is from RefSeq and is a predicted model, not a curated record. Gene Ontology annotation, biological process: maturation of 5.8S rRNA; regulation of gene expression. The transcript is spliced from 2 exons. Gene Ontology annotation, cellular component: nucleolus; exosome (RNase complex). Gene Ontology annotation, molecular function: DNA binding; RNA binding. NCBI's taxonomy places the organism in Eukaryota, Fungi, Ascomycota, Dothideomycetes, Eremomycetales, Eremomycetaceae. The coding region runs from base 1 to 759 and encodes 252 amino acids.
AUGGCAGAAGCUCCUGAUUUAGAGGAUCUUAUUGCAACCCUCUCCGGCAAUAUUGAUGACCUUGAAGGUGGUUUGCUUCCCAUCCUCAAGUCAUCGGUAUCCAAGUCAUCGAGCAAACUUCCGCUCCUGGACAAAGCUAAACUUUAUGUCCUCAUCUGUUAUACAAUCGAGUCUAUCAUCUUUUCCUCCUUGCGUCUCUCCAACGUCAAUGCCAAGGAUCACCCAGUAUUCCAUGAGCUUGCAAGGGUACGACAGUAUUUCGAGAAGAUCAAGGAUGCCGAAGCUGGGCCUACAAAAAAGAGGGAAAACAUGAGCUUGGAUAAGGCGGCGGCCGGUAGAAUUGUUCGUCAUGCUCUUUCCGGGAAUGAUCGUUUAGAUCAGGAGAGGAAGAUGGUGGCUCAGGAAAUGGGGGCCGCAAAGGCGAAGCUAGCUGAACUAGAGGCGAAGAUGGCCAACAGUGAAGCUUCCGGAUCCGAAGAUUCUACAGGAGGCCAUCACAACCUGCCCUCUGAUCAGAAUCUUAGCCGGAAGAGAAAGAAAGCCAGCGACAUGUGGGAUGAUUCUCAAUCCGCCCACAACAGGGACAGCAAUACGGAUUCUGCAGCGACGUUUGAGAAGGGCACUUCAUCCAAGAGCGCGAAACGUUCAAAGUCCGGGAAAGUGCCUCGUAGCGCUCAUGCAACCUUUGAAGCCCUCCUGAAAGGGCCGGCCAAAGAUGCCGAUCCUUCCAAGAAAUCAAAAAAGGGCAAGAAAUCUUGA